GUUUCUUUUCAAGUACGUGACCACGAUUACGUGCCUUUUCCAAGGAAUGCAUUAUAUAUUUUUUUUAAAGAAAAGAAAACCACGUGGAAGAAACAAUCAAAAGAAAAAAAAAUCUCAAGUACAGGUGGACGGACUUCUUCGAUUUUUGUUAUCACUUAUGUAAGUAGUUGCAUAACUGUUUCUUUUCGAGAGCAAGGGAAGCCCGCUAAACGCGCAGGGCGUCAUUGACAAUUCUAAUUUAUUCAGCACAACGAGAGCCAAAAAUUCAACGCUGUUUAUCCUGCAUGCUUAUCCAGCUUCCUUGAUUAUUUAUUAUUAUCAAAGUAGGUCACUCUCUCGAUCUGAGGACCAGGGGAUAUCCCAGAAUUCCUAUUAUUGAUGGACGGAAGUGAGAAAGCAAGGGGAUUCCCUCUAGUCGAUUCUCAAUGGGGUGAAUGGAUAUCGAGCUUUCUUCGAAGCUGUAAACUUAGAUUUUCACUUGAUACCUGGUUUGAUUUAUCUAAUCUAUUUGAAGAAAAUGAGGUGUGAAAGCAAAGAAUAUCACUGAAGAAUUUUCAGUGUCUUAUGCUCUCCCCAAGGCAGCCUUUGAAAUAAUCCAGAGAAUGGAAAAGGUUGCAGAUCUGGUGGAGUCCAGCAGUGAGGCAGACAAAAUGUCAGCUGCUCUUUCAGAUCUUCCCGAAUCACUGGAGUCCUUUCUGGACGAACAGAAAGAAAAACCCAGUGAUCUGGGCAUGAUUGACAAUGACAUUCUGGCAUUGGCAAAUCAAGUUGGAGAUGAAAUGGAUGAAAAUGCUAUUGAAGGAACUGGUUUCACUGCAGAUUUGUCAUUUUUGGAAGGUGCAGAGACUAAGGAUGCGUCUGGUGAAGAACAUGGACUAUCUUUUUUGGUGGAGGGGGAUAAAAUGGAGGUGGCAAAUGAAGACUUGGCGUUUUUAGAAGAGCAAGAUAUGUCUGAAGGUUCAGAAUAUGAUGAUGAUUCUGAGCUGAAUGAAGAUGACUCUGAUGAUGACGAGGGUGGGGAUGAUGAAAGUGAUGACGAUGAAAAUGAAGGGAGCAAUGACAGAAGUGACAAAGGGGAGGAUGUGGAGGAGGGUGUGUUUGGACAGGUGUCUUUCUAUGAUGAAGAACCAGAUUCAAAUCUGUCUGUGGAGGGAAGUAAGAAUGGUGAGAAGGUGAAGGGACUGAAGAAGAAGAAGAAAAAGCUGAAAGCAAAGGAAAAAAGUGGUGGUUCUGAGGGUGUACAGAAACCAGUGAAAAGAAAACGCAAGAGAAAGCGAAAGAAGGGCAGCGCUGACGAGGAUGAUGAGGAGGAACCGGAUGACAAAAUGCCCAAAGGAGGGCCUACCCAAAUGCGACGUAGGAAUAUUAGGUCUAUCUUAAGUGAGAAAGACUUGGACAAGGAAAUGCUCUCUGCUCAGAAUGAGGAACUGGAGAGGCAGAAGCGUUUGAUGGAGCUGAAGAAAUCGCUGCUCAGGGAAAAUGCUGCUGCUGGUGCAGCAGCAGCAGCGAAAUCAUCCACAGCAGCAGGAACAGCAGUCUCCACGGACACAGCAGCUACGAGUACCACUACAACCACCACGAAAAUGACAUCUGCUUCUACUGGCACAAGCACUGUCAAAGAAAAAGACUCUCAGCUUAAAUCUUUACUUCAAGUGGCGGAGGAAGAAGCUGAGAAAGAGGCAGAGAGUAAAGACAGGAAACUUCUGGACAAAGAAGUUGUGAAGGCAAAAAAGGAAACAAGAGAAACCUCUCCACCCUCAGAUGUGAUCACCCUUAGCAGUGACACGGAUGAUUCCGAUGACCUUGACGAUGACGAUUCAGAUGAAGUGGUGAUGGUACCCAGUGAUGAGGAGGACGACGAUGAAGCUGAGGAUGUGAACAACGGUGGGGCUCACAUUGAUGAUACUCUGAACAUGCCGGACCCAGAUGGAAGAGUGAAAGUCAACCUGGGGCACCCAGCAGAUGAGCCAGACAUUUUUCUGGCCCCACAGAUUGCCCAGUCUAUCAAACCCCAUCAGAUUGGAGGUGUUCGCUUUUUAUAUGGCAAUCUUGUCGAGUCCAUGGAGCGAUUCCGCACAACGCCUGGCUUUGGCUGUAUUCUGGCUCAUAGCAUGGGAUUAGGAAAAACGAUUCAGCUCAUAUCAUUCAUUGACAUUUUCCUUCGCUGUGCGGGGGGCAAGCGUGUGCUAUGUAUUGUGCCAAUCAACACGUUGCAGAACUGGCUUGCAGAGUUCAACUACUGGCUGCCAGAAAAGGAGAAGCUUGACCCAGAUGAUGACCUCACACAGUUCCGGAUAUUUCCGUUGUACAUCAUCAACGACAGCAUGAAGACCACUGCUGCCAGGGCUGCUGUCAUUCAAAAAUGGAAAGACUUUGGUGGUGUGUUGGUCAUGGGCUACGAAAUGUUCCGUCUCCUGUCAUCAAAACGCACUGCUCCAUCAAAGGCGAAGAGUCGUGCCAAGAAACCUGCCCAACCUGAAGUGAUCGAUGUGGAAGAAGAAGAUAAAAACAAAAGCCUUAUGAUUGAUAUGCAUUCGACUCUGGUGGACCCUGGUCCAGACUUGGUCAUGUGUGAUGAGGGGCAUCGUAUCAAGAACAGCAGUGCAGCCAUCUCACAAGCUUUGAAAAAUAUCAAGACGAGGCGGCGUGUGGUACUCACAGGGUACCCCCUACAGAACAAUCUGAUGGAGUAUUGGUGCAUGGUAGAUUUCGUCCGUCCCAACUUCCUGGGUACCAAGACGGAGUUUAGCAACAUGUUUGAGCGGCCCAUCAUGAAUGGCCAGUGUAUGGACAGUACAGUCCAGGACAAGAAGGUCAUGCGACAUCGUUCAUAUGUACUACAUAACCUUUUGGAAGGUUUUGUCCAGAGACGUGGUCAUACUGUGCUUCAACUAAGUCUCCCACCCAAGAUGGAGCAUGUGUUCCUUGUGCGCUUGAGUCCUAUACAGAGGAAGAUCUACGUUGAGUUUAUGAAUGCCAUUUCAGAGUCUGGCCUGUGUUCCUGGGCCAACAACAACCCUCUCAAAGCUUUUGCCGUCUGCUGCAAGAUCUGGAAUCACCCAGAUAUCCUUCAUGAAGUCCUGACGCAGCACAUAGCUGACAAGGACAAUGAUUUGGACAUAGAAACCGGUGAAGGCGGCAGUGGCAGCAAAAAGAAAAGAGCUGCCCUUUCCAAGUCGGCCUCCUCAGCCUCUGUUGCUUCUGCAGACUCGGCGAUGUCCAUGGCUUCAGCUAGCAACACCCCAGCACCCUCCACACCUACUACCCUCACCCCUUCUGCGUCCACUACAUCACUCACUUCCAUGGCCUCAGAGAGCAGCAGUGACAAGAACCCAAUUACUUAUGACUGGGCUGAACCCCUAAUGAAGGACUACAUGGCUGGGGUGUUGGAGAACAGCGGCAAAUUCAUUUUGAUGAAUUCUCUACUGGAGGAAUGCCUAGCUGUAGGGGACAAAGUGCUCAUUUUUAGUCAAAGUUUGCUGACUCUGAACAAGAUUGAAGAAUUUUUAGGACAUAUGAAGGUUCCACGACCUGAGUUUUAUGAAAACUGGGCUAGGAAUAAAACUUAUUUUAGACUGGACGGCAGCACAUCGGCCCAGGACAGAGAGAAACUGAUCAACCAGUUCAAUGAUCCAGAGGGGAGAGCAUGGAUGUUUCUAUUGUCUACAAAGGCUGGUUGUCUUGGUAUCAACCUGGUGGCAGCCAAUCGGGUCAUUGUGGUGGAUGCUUCAUGGAAUCCCUGCCACGACUGCCAAGCCAUCUGUCGUGUGUAUCGCUUUGGACAAAUAAAGAAAACGUACGUGUAUCGGCUUAUCACAGACAACACGCUGGAGAAAAGAAUUUAUGACCGUCAGAUCAACAAACAGGGAAUGUCUGAUCGUAUUGUUGAUGACAUGAACCCAGAGAACAAACUGACCCGCAAACAAGUGGAGAAUUUGUUGGAUUUUGAGGAUCAAGACUUCCCGGUGCUUGACUUCUCAACGGCGGACGGCAAAUACAGCACUGACGACGUCUUAGUGCGUGUGCUGCAGAACAACGGCCAGUGGCUCACCAAGCAACCAUUUACACAUGAGUCUCUACUCAUCGACCGAAAAGAGCUACGACUUUCCAAGCGGGAAAAAAGAUUGGCCAAAGAAGGUUAUGCUCGUGACAAGCGGAUGAAUAUCACAUACACCCGGCCCUCGUAUGCUGCCUACUACCCUCAAAGUGGUGGUCUACCCAACCGUCUGCCUCUGAAUAGCAGGUACAAUUAUGCCGCAUUCCGCCGUGGCCCCAUCGUUAGGCCCAUCGCUAGUGUGAGGCCUAUCAUCUCAUCGCCAGCCCAGAAUGGUGGGGAUAAGAUCAAACAGUUUGGUGGUCAGCCACUCAGGCCAGGAGUGACCAUCCAUCAAGUCAUCACUACCACUGAGAUUGUGUUACCAGGGACAAAUACAGGGACGACUGCUGGUGCUCCAAAUAAAAUCACCGCAGGGCAGAAGAUCCUCGUGAUUCGCACACCGAAAGGUGUGUACAUCCGUACCAACGAUGGGAAAAUGUUUGCCGUGCGCUCCAAAACAGGAAUGGGCCUGACAGGAGAGACUGUCUCGGGAUCUUCUGCCACGACCAGCACAACUUCCACUGUUACAUUAUCAUCUACCUCCAGCAACCAAGUCUUCAUCACACCAAAUAUGAACAUGUCAACGGCGUCGGGGAAGAAGCCACCAAUCAUCAUCGUCAGCAACAAGAAAGGAAUUCCUUUGAGCAUGGCGCGAGGUGGGAGCAUUAUCCGCACACUGCCCUAUGGGAGUGCCAACCUUCUCAGUUCAUUGAAACCUUCUAUACUGAAAACAGGGUCAGCCAAAACCACAGACUCAACCACCACAACUUCUUCUACCUCCACCAAGUCCUCCACAGAUGCAUCCUCUUCGUCAUCCUCGGGCUCGAAAACUUCAUUUCUUGCUGACCUCAUCAGAGAUGAUGACGACAAAGAUGAAAAGUCUGAGGAGAAGAAGGGUGACGGAGAUACACCACAGGCCAAGAAGCCGGUCAUUGUCCUCCCAUCGCUGGCUGUUCGAACUCCGCGGCCCCCGUCCAGUCUCAACUCAUCAACAGUGGCCACCACCUCUCCAGGAGGGGGCACGGUGGUCAUCAUGCCUACCAAACCCGUUAUCUCGAUGGGGACGCGACGACCCGCCAAGAGCUCAAAGUCCAAGAAAGGCUCUGCGAAGACAGCAACGACAAAAGAUAGUGGUACAGGCGUGGACGGACUGCCUGGAGAGGACAAGAAGAAAGGUGUCAGUCUUUUGGCUAAGUCGCCGAACCCUCCCUCAACUUCAGCUGUCAGUGCUGGGGAUAACACCCAGGGCACUACCAUGUCGGACAUGUCUACGGCCAACAACCUGCAAACAUCUCUGCCUCAGUCUGUUACUUCAGGCAUGGGCCCUUUGUCUUCAACCGGUCAGAUGAGCCAUGGUCACCCUCCUGGCAUCGGCCAACAACAACUUGGCGGUCCACAGCAGGGAGCGGGGCCGUCCAGUGGCUUCCCUGACCUCAAUCAAAUGUGGCAAAGCAAUUUUGGACUUCAAGGCAACCAGGGUGGCCCUAUGCCACCGCCCAUCUCCACCUCUGGUAGCAUGCCGGCCAGUCGAGGCAGCAACAGCUUUAGUAUGGGCAUGAUGGGGCAGGAUGCGAGUUCGCACCCCAUGAUGCCAAACCAGAGCGGUGGCGGAGAUAAUGGUGGUGGUAUGAUGGGCAGUGGUGCUAUGCAAGGACAAAACAACUUCAACAAUGGUCAGCCAGAACCGUCUCAGAUGGGUCAAGGUUUUGGCGCCAGUGGCAUGGGCAACCCGUAUAUGGCUGGUAGCAAUAUGGGUGGUCACUUCGGCAUGCCGGGUCAGAGUUCUGCGGGCCCGUCCUAUAUGGGUGGUAUUGGCUCUGGUGGCUACAUGCCCCCACCACCUCCACAAAGCUCAUUCAGUCAGAGCCUACCUCCUCCUAUGAACCAGGGACAGCCCCAACAACCCAAUGGGGGUAUGAUGUACGGGGGUACGCAAAAUGCAAACUUGCCACCUUUCAGUCACCAUGGGAACCAAACCAACUCGGUCGUACCAUUUGACUCCAGUGCGAACAGUGGCGGAGGUCCUGUGCAGUCAGGUCUAAGCUCGGGCCCCUCUGGCCCGCAGCAGCCUCCAUUUGGCUUUGGUUCAAACUUGAACUUUGGCCCAACCCCUACCUCAACCUCGUUCAUGUCUCAGCCAUCAAACACUGAGUCGGGCUUCCCCUCCUCUCAGACUGGUCCCUCGAGCUUCUCCCAGCAGACCCCUGGCUUCGGAAUGAACAACAAUAACACAGUGGGAGGUUCCAGCUACUCUGCUCCGCAGCAGCAACAACAUCAGCAUUCUCAACAGCCACCGACUUCACUGUCAACAUCAUCGUCAUCGUCACCUCACAUGCCCCCUACAUCAUCAUCUACAUAUCGCGAUUCUAAUGCGGCUGUGCCCUCUUCAAAUGACAGAUCGUGUGAAAGUAGCCCCUUCUCUCUUACCCUACUCGGAUCUGAUAACAUGAACAACACGGCUUCAUCUGAGGCUGCUGUUACCAAACCCAGCCAAUACCAGCGGACCAAAUCAUCCUCUUCCAGUAAAAAGAACAAAGGCUCGUCCUCCAGUAGUCGCACAAGCAGCCCGGCCACUAAAAAAGGUGGCAAGUCUUCAAGCACAUCUGGCAAUAGCAAUCUCAUGUCCCAGCCGUCUGCAAGCCCGCAUUUAGCAAUGAGCACACCACCGGAUUCCAAUAAAAACCUCGGGGACAUUCCCGAGAAUCGCCCGGCGAGUUCACAUUCUUCUGGUCUUAGCUUCAAUUUACCAGGCAUACUGGAUGGGAACUCGGCAUCUACCACACUGGGGUCGAAUAUGGGCAUUGGCAGACUGGAUAGUAAUGAUUUUGACAGUGCAAAGAUUGGUAUGGGUAAUGCCAUGUCUUCUGGUUUAGGCAGUGAGAUGGGAAUGGGCGGGAGUGCAUUCAGGGCUCAUCCCAGUUCGGCUGUGAACCAGUCCCUGCCGUCGUCUGUCCUUCCGCCGUCUCAGCCAUUCCGUCUAGAUGGGGUUGGAGGCAUCAGCAGUCACAGUGCCCCCGGACUGGGUUAUGCCUCCAGCAUGAGUGCGUUCAGCAGCCCGUCUGCUCUAGCCCCUCCUCCCUCUGGCUAUGGAAAUGCAGCGUUUGGAGCCUAUGGAUCUUAUGGUGGAGGUUCUCUUCCUUUCGCUUCUCCAGCAGCAGCCAUGAUGUCGUCGCACCCCUCACAGGGCAUGAUGGGAUACCCACAGGCUCCACUUGGCUACCCGAGUAUGUCACCUCUCAUGAUGGGCGGGCACAGUGGAGCGGCUCCACCCUCUAUGGGUGGGUCAAUGUGGCCCAUGAUGCCACCGUCGGUGAUGGGCGGGAGCUACGGGUACCCAGGACCUGCCCCCAGCAUGACUCCAAUGGGCUUCCCCACUCCUGGUCUGGACACUCCUGGAUUUGGUCAUUUAGGCCAGGGGCCCACAGACCCUUGAAAGGAUAUUCUGCACACACCCCUCUUCCCCCCUUAAAGAAAAACAAACCCCCAUGAGCUACAGGACAAAAAAUGGAAAUAAUCAUCAUCAACUACCUCCAAGGCUUGAGAGUGCUGAGUACUUGUCAUGCAAAAGUCUGGUAGUUCGAAUUGACACUGACCGAGAACAGGAGUUUCUGAACCAUGUACUGGUUUGUGGAGAAUAAAAAAAACUUGUCCACAUUUUUUAGCUACCUCAAAGGAACGAAAGUAAUAAUUCGGAUGCUUUAAAUAGUUCAACACAUCUGGCUGGUCGGAGGUGAAUUGGACCGAGUGAAAAAUGAGUGAAGCUAAAGGGAGAAAAUAUUUAAAUCGUUGUCUCAGGCUACUUUAUGUGUUCGUGAUACACUUUUCAACGUUGUUGAUAGCUUCAGGCACAAAUCAGUCUGACCUUCUUGGGAAUUGCUCAUUAAAACUGAAUCUUGAAAACUAUAGAAAUGAGUGCACCUGAACAGUUUGUGGUCUUUAAGCUAUUGUUAGCUAUAAGGGCAUAUGGAAUAUAUCUCUAUGUAAUCUUCUUUUGAAAAAGUGCUGAAAUUAGCUCAUAAAGGUGCCAAAAUCUUUAAAAGGAAUUGUACUUCAGUUAUGAAGGGCAGGAAGACAGUUCAUAGUUCCCACCAUUGUCAAGGUUGACUAAAAAGACCUUUUGUGCAUUACACAUUUUGCUGUAUGCAGACGACUUAUAUUCUGAACUUGGCCAGACCAACCAUGUGAGAUAAGUGUUCCUGAAAGUGGUUCAGAUUCUGGAUACCGUUACUUCCCUCACAUCAGGCUCUGUGAGUUCAGAGUCCAGUGGUAGGGACUGUGUGUAGUUUGUGAGUUCAUCUUGUCAGGAUUAGUAUAUAAUAUGUUUUUCUCAAACUCAUAACAUUUACUUUCUCUCAUGGGCAACCAAAUGACAUUUCAUUUUUAUUCAUGACAUCAUGUCUGUCUGUCUCAGUAUUUUCCAUUCAACUGUUAUUGUUAUUGUUCAUAAAAUAAGUAUUGUUUAAUUUCCCUUUCUGUGCUGUUGUUAUUAUUAGUUUUUAGCUAUUUGUGUAAGAAAACAAAGCCUGUGCUGUGAAAGAAUUGCUAGUUUUUUGUGUGUUUUUUUUAAUGGGUUGUCUGGUUCAUGGGACUAGCAACCUGUCAUAAUCAGUGAAUGCCGUAAGGCUUUGAUAGGGUGUCUAGCAGCACCUCUAAACUGUUACAGAUAUUCCAACUCCUUGCAUACAAUGGGAGAUGUGGAGGAAGUUCGAUGAGCUUGAUGUUAUAACACUUUUUGUCCGCGUUAAAUUAAAGUUGCCUACCUUUGAAAUAAUACAUCCUGUCUCUCUUAGUUUCAGACAUAGGAAACUUGUCUUGUGUGUGUACCGGAUGUAUAAAGUAAAGUUGGUAUCUACAGAAGAAGGGUAAAGCCGCAGCAUUCUGAGAAUACCAAAGAGUAAGAAAAAAAACCCACUUUUGUUUACUGAGGAAAUCUGUGGUGACACUGUUUGCCAGGUGAAAUUUUUGUUUCAGAAUUAUUGACAAGCAUUCUAAAUAGAAUUUUUACUUAGAAGAAAUGUUUAUAUUAUAUACAAUUACUACAACAUUUAGUGUGGUUAUAUUUUGUUGUUGUUGUUUAACUACAACCCAGUUUCCAGUGAACAUAAAACUACUAUCGACUCAUGUCACUCACUUGCCAAUGAAGUUAAAUGACCUGUACUGACACAGGUGUCUGCCUUCCCUUGGUUCCUCCUUUUCCCCUCUCUUUGAGCAGGGGUUGAAGCUUGCAGAACUUCAGCCAUUUUCCCCUUUAAUUUGUACUCGUUUGAGUACAGAACAACAGGUGGGACCAAAUGUUUUUUGGGCUAAAGAUUCCACUGUGGUUGUACUGUCCAGAGAAAAUGAGCUUGUUCACAUGUUCAGCACAAGUCUUGUACUUAAAACUUGACCAGACAUUUUGUUUUUUAAUCAUCUUUUGAGCUUUGUCAUCAGUCAGCGUUGUUACCCCAUGCCAUAACAUAUUAUAAUCAUUUGGUCUAGUCAUUACCAUGAUGUGUAUGUACUCCCUUUUGUUUGUACUAUUGUCUACUUAUGGACCACAUCUCUGGCUGUAAGGUCACAGCUGCUUCUUUUGUGUUGAGCGGACAGCAUAACCGAGGGCUGGGGGGAAGGCACAGAACCCUCUUACAAGUGUAUCAUACAUUGAAAAUUGGAAUCCUUUCAUGAAGUAUUCACAUAUAUGUAUGAUUUUCCUGUGGGCAGUGUGAAAGUGUGGAUGGUUCAAUUCUGGGUGAUGGUUUACCUCUGAGCUAAUAUUUGUGGUUGCGAUGCAAUUUGCAAAAAUGAGAUGGUUACUUGUUGCUGUAUGUUUGAGUCAGAGUAAAGUUUAGAAAGGAAAGGGUAUGGCCAGUUGAGUCUCAUGUUGUUCAGACAACCUGUGUAGUCAAGUGAGAGUGAGUCAGAGGUUGUUUUUUGUGCUAGAGGAGUUGUGAGUGAUGCUGAUUUGAUUUUACGGAAGACGAUUUUUAUUUAGUGUUAUUUUUGUUUGUGAGAAUAACAGCGUGACUGUUUCUUGAAGUGAAACCCAAAAGUCAGCACAUUUGUACAACUUGGACUUUAGAGGAGAGGCAUUGGGAAUUGAGUGAGAGCAUCUUCCCUGAUUCCCUGACGAGCUGACUUCUUUGUGAUUCUUCUGUUGACUUUGUUUUCUUUGUCUAUGAUGCUUCCAUUCCUUGAUGUGGUUUCUGGCUUUUCAAAUUGUUCCACAUACUCAUGCACCCAUGUCAAAACAGAUCUGAUUAAUAAUAUUUUCAUCACUUAUAUAUGUUUUUCCUUCAGUGGAAGGUGAAGUAAGCUGAAAUAAUGAAUUGUUAUGUUCAUUUUUUCUUUGCAGUGUGGUCUCUGCUGAAGAGACUGGUCUGGGCUGUAGUUGUUGUAUUCUUCAUCUUACAUGCAGAGGACUUGAGUUUGAUUCUCAUUCUGAAAAAAAUGUUUCAAGUUUCUUUCUCCUAGAAUGAACCCCUCACAUCCUGGGGUGGUCAUUACAGGCAAAAUUGAAGCAGAUUACCUCCUAAAUUAGGUAAACAUUUGUUGGUGGGAAAGUAAAGCAUUCACUUCAUCACUUGCUGAGGAGUAGGUAACAAAUAUUGGACCUUGUUGGCAUUCCCUUGAGCCUGCUUACACGCCUUAAACUUACCACAUUUCAGACAGAGGUACAAUAACAUAAGGUAUCUGUGUGAGAUCUUUCCUCAUGUUCCAAUACAAAAGUGUGAGCAGCAAGUGUUGUUAAAACGCUUGUGAACUGAUGAGUCUUUGUUUAUUAAACUGAAGGGUGGUUGUUUUCUUGUGUAUAUAUAUACGAUUUAUUUUUGUCUUCUGUUAUUAUGAAUUAUGUGGUGCAAAAUCAUCGCUAGUCUUACUACUGUAUAUAUAUGUUGUUAGGUUGGAUGUAAGCACUUAGUAUUAUGUCAUCAUGAUUUUUUAUGUUUAAAAGGGAAUGUCAUUAAAGAGUUUUUACUGGAAGGUAAAAGACAUGUUAUACAUGUUAUGUUGUACACAUCAGUCUCAAAGCUUCGCGUGGGAGACUUGCUUGCAACAUGUGCAUAAAACCAGUGUUGAAACUGUCCCAGAGUUACUUCGCUGGUGCUGUUUACUAUAAUAGUAUUGUAGAGAAAAGUUUUACUUAAUUUUCAUUUAGAAUGAUAUUGUAGAUACAGAUUUUUAAGUUUUAUUUCAGGGAUAAGGAAAGAGGUGUAUCAUUGAAUUUGAAUGAGUGUUGCAUAUAGAAAUAUUUAAUAAGACUAAAUUAUUAUCCGUUUUUUGUGGGGGGUUUUCAUUUUCCAAAAGCUGAAUUUUCUUCUUUGUUUUUGUGUGCUUUGAGCAAACGUCCUCUGUCUAAAAAAAUGCCUCAUUUCUUUAAAAUAUGUUUUGUUGAGUAAAUGCUAACUUUGCUAUUCACAUGACUGGUUUUCUCUGGAUAAAAAAACAUUUUGCUCAGGAGGUAUAUGGAAGAUCUGACCUGUUGAAGGUUGAUUAUUGUCACGAGCUAAAAGCAUCCUGAUUUGUGUAGUUUAUGCGUGUAGUUUUUUUUCUAAGGAACAUUUUUAUUGACUGGGUUAAUUUAUGACAGGAUUCAGUAAAUUAUCUUUAAAUUUGUAAAACACAGUUCUAAGGCCUUUACACUCCAUUAUAGUGUGUGUAGUGUAUGCUUUUAGGGGUUUUUUGUUUUUUGUUUUUUAAGUUCACAGGGCAUCAAAAACAGUUCCCUGGUGGGGAAGGGAUUGAAUUUGGGAGGGAUUGAAGGACUCUGAAAGUGCUUCAGCUUGUGAGCAAGGGGGAAAGAACCCAAACACUCACAGGGAUCAAAAUGGAAAUGGAGUAGUUUCUCCAAAAAUUGUUUUUCUUUUUUUACAUUGUCCGUUGUCACUUUGCUGUGCAGCUCCCCAUGUUCAGACAUUCCACCAUUAGGGGGAGGGAUUAUUUUUCUCAAAAUGUAACUGGGUAGCUUGCGUUUUCCUUACGAGUAAUGAUUGCAGUGGGGUCAGUCAAAAUGAGACUUACGUUGUAAGUUAUAUUUCUGAUAGUUUUAGUCAUUGACACUGGACAGGUUUUGAUGCUAGUCUUGAAGUCUGCCUAGUUGAAUAUUUUCCGAAGGAGAAAGGAAUAUGUUCUUGUCCAUGUGUAUUUGACUGUUGGGGCUAAUUAUGAGCUAUAACAGCUUUUGGGUGAAAUUUACUGCUUUUAUUGUUUGUGGGUGAAACCUCGUUUGGACUAACUACAAGGCAAUUUAUUGCUUUUAGUUGCUUGUUUUCUUUGUUUUGUUUACCAAAGAAAAAUUUUAAUUCCAGUCAGAUGUUUAUCACAAAUGACACCACACACAUACAUGUGGAACAAUCAACUAGUGCAUUUCAGGAUUGUCCAGUUCUCAGGGUGCCCACCCACUUGCCCUUGGAUGACCUGAUGUGUUGAAUUUUUCUAUUGUAGGUUUUAAGGACUUGAGGGGUAUGGGGUGGGAGGAGGGGGAGUUGAGACGCUGUUUGGCUGUGUGUAAAGUUGUUUGGUGCUAUUGAAUAUGUGGUGUGGCCACUGUGUUGUGGCAAAGAAAGAAUGCAUGUUAAAAACAUGUAACAUCCGUUACGUUUUUCGGGGUAAGAUUUUUAUUUGACUUUGGGUUUGGUUUUUUUUAGAUUCUCAGUUCAUCAGCAGUAUUGAAUUUAACCAUUUUUCCCAACGUAUUUCUUUUUGUUUCCUGGUUGUACACAAUAUGUUUAGACUUGUGGGGAAUUGGAAUGCCAUUGUAAGUGGAGAAUUAUAAACAUGCAUGUUGUAAACCCUUUAGGCCACUCUGCGUUCUUAUUCCAGUGCAGACAUGAUGUGGUUUGUGAGUUAUGGGGAUACAUUUCAUUUUUGUAAAUACAUGAUCUGAAAUGAAAUGCUCCUGAGGAGUUAUUACAUUGUAUUUUUGUCGUUUAUGAAUGUACAGUAUAUUUGACUGUGAGCCAGAACUAUUGAUCAUAAUUGAUGUACCCUUGAAAUCAAAAUCUUCCAGUGUAAGCGUGUUGUGUUCAGUGUCGUAGGCUGGCAUGUAAUUUGGAAUUUUUUAUUUGUUAUUUUUAAUCAUUCAUGUACUUCAUGAACUGUUUGCGCCCCAUUCUUUGUAAUUUAAAAAAACUGAUUCGGGGGUUGUUUUUUGUUUGUUUUUGUUUUGUUCUUUUCUUUGGUUUUGUUUUGCUGCUGGCAAUACUUUUUUAUGUUUUCUCAUAUGUAAUCUUUAAGUAAUGUAUGGUGAUGAUGUGCUCAUCUUGAUAUUAUAUUAUACAUAAUUACUGAUUUCUGGUGGACUUGCGUUGUUGACAAUACACAUAUCAUCGGAUACAGAGCUAUAAAGGUUGGGAGACCGUACCUGUAACAAUGAGCUAGGUCUGGAUAAGUUAAAGCAGUGCAGUGCUUUUGGUUUGCAUCUUGUCAGAUGAAGUGGAAAAUGCUUUGUGGAAAUUGUUGUGCCAAUGGGGUAGAAGAAGUAGCUGGGAUUUCAUUUAAUACGAUUAUUAAGGACUUUAAUCAUUAUCAGCGAAAGACGGAAAAGAAAUUAUUGUCCACAAGAGGGAAUACAUGUAAUAUAAUCUGAAGUUUCUCCCUAGGGGAAUCGUCGUACAAAGGUCUUGUGAAAUAUUGUCCUGUAGUAGAGAUCUUCAUGAAGGUGGGCCGUUCUGGCUUCAUGGGGGCAUCAGUAGAAUAAAUUAUAAGUCUUAAACAUGACAUUUUCCUUGUUACAUUUUCACAGUGAAGCUCAGGUUGUGUUUUACCAACAUUCAUGAAGUGCACUGUGUCUGAGGGAAAAGAUGAGACAUCUUUGACACAUAGGACAUAUUUUUGUAUUUUUUUGCUUGUUUUAUAUUGGGUAGCAGGAGGAUGACUUGUGCGUACACUGACUCCAGUGCUCAGUGUAUCCACGUGGUUAACCUCUGCUUCUGUCUGAAUCUUUGAGUCUUCUAAUGCAAGAAUGUAAUGGGGUCGGUAGGUCCAGUGUUUAUGCAGCAAACAGCCAAAUGUACUGGUAGUAUAGUAUAUGCUCAGUCACUCUUUUAGAGAAUGACUCAUUAGUUCAUUACAGGAAUGGUAAUAAAUUGGAGAAGAUUGAAGGUACUCUAUGAGAAAAAUUAUUUGUCUCCCCUCCAGAACAACUCCAAUGUCUCAGCUCUUAUGUCUUUGUGGUGAUACCACAGGGGUCUGUGCUCUGGCCAAGCUGCUCGCGGCAAGUCACAGUAAACUGUGUGGCGGCUCGCAGAACUAGAAUGGACGGCAGGGAUUAUUUUUUGGCUGAAAUGCUUUUACGGGUGUACCCUAACCUUUGGUCAGUGUACAAAUGAACAAGCCUUUCAGUUUUAAAAAAAAAAGAAGAAAUGUCAGGAACGUUAAGAAAUCUGUCAGGAACAUAUUUUUAAGCCACUGUUUUAGAACACAAAAUCAUGAAAGGAAGUGCAUUGAACAUGAACUUCGACUGCUUGCGUCGUGAAGAAACAAUGAGCAUACCUAGCGAUCUGCAGUACUUAGCACGACGGAAUAGAUUGCAUAAUAUAUGUGAGUGAGCAGCUUGUCAGGGUACAGACCAAAUACUAUGUCCACUUGUUGCAUGCAUCUCAGUGUUGUGUCCCAUUCUCUGUGUCACAGUAACAGUAAUAAAGCCAAAUGUAAGCGGCCGUGCUUCAUGCAAUGAAAAGCUG
Aplysia californica (California sea hare) is the source of this 14757-nucleotide messenger RNA. RefSeq lists its product as uncharacterized. Gene Ontology annotation, molecular function: ATP hydrolysis activity; ATP binding; ATP-dependent chromatin remodeler activity. The record is from RefSeq and is a predicted model, not a curated record. NCBI's taxonomy places the organism in Eukaryota, Metazoa, Mollusca, Gastropoda, Aplysiida, Aplysiidae. The coding region runs from base 603 to 7529 and encodes 2308 amino acids. The transcript has 24 exons. Gene Ontology annotation, cellular component: nucleus.